Capsaspora owczarzaki ATCC 30864 is the source of this 3522-nucleotide messenger RNA. RefSeq lists its product as hypothetical. NCBI's taxonomy places the organism in Eukaryota, Filasterea, Ministeriida, Capsasporidae. The coding region runs from base 76 to 3522 and encodes 1148 amino acids. The transcript is spliced from 2 exons. The record is from RefSeq and is a predicted model, not a curated record.
CAACUUCCGCUUGAAUUCUUGUAUUAUCUAUCUCAGUCAUCGUUCCUUCUCGCUCAGAGCGAAAGUGCAAACCCAAUGGAAGCGACUGGCUCGCAGUCACCCCGCUCGGGCGAAACCGCCGCCAUCUCUACCACUCCUCCUCCUGUGACUACUAUGACAACUACUAUGACUACUACUGCUACUGCUACUGCUACUGCUACUGCGAGUGCUCCGUCGCUGGACCAGAGCGAGGCCGUCUUCGCGCCUCCGUCGUCGCUGUCCACGAGGAUGACGUCCGAUCCAGACGCAGCUCCUCUGCCAAGUACCGAUGACGCAUCAUCAUCACCAUCAUCAUCAUCAGCGUCGUCCAUUGCACGCUCAACCCGAGCCCUGAUCGCGUCGGCGCAUCUGAGCUUGAAUCGCGCGUCCGCCAGCACGACUCCGACGACGACGACGACGACCAAGACUACGACAAGUGCUACAAGAGCUCCUAAUGCUACAAGUCGCUCUACAAACCCGGGUCUAUCAUCAAGCAAUGCUGCUACGACGAGCACUGCGGCCGUUGGAGCAGCAGCACUCAAUAACACCACUGACAACUCCUUCUCAACCAUGCAUCCGUCAAGACCCAGCUCAUCCGUCUCGUUGGCAACGUUUGGAAGUGCUUCGGCAUCGCAGGUGCCUCUGCUGUCACUUUCGAGGCGAGAGCUGGCGCAGCGGGCGCUUGAGCUCAACCGCCGAUCGCAGGAAGUGCUUAAGCAGCAGCUCGCCAAGGUCGAGGUGGCGCAGGCCCGAAACAAGGACCAACAACGUGGUAUCAAGAUUGCAACAAACUCGGAGCGCGCAAAUUGGCGAGCUGUGCAGAGGAAGAUUGCCAUUCGGCGACAGCUUUUGGCCCAGGGCAUGGAUGCGUCGUCCGCGGCUCGCUUGGCCGCUUCCGGUGCCUCUGUGGAAGACGGGUCGAAUGCGCAGGGUGAUGUCAAACGAGGGCGCAAGCCGAACGUGCUGCCGCGUCGGUCUGCGUCGUUUUUUGUUGACGACGAAGACCAGUCGCCGCCUCCCAAUCCGGAUGCGCAUGCUCGCCACCAGGCCGCCCUCGAAGCGACUGCACCUGGGAUGAAGCUUCACUUGUGGUCGGAUGCAGAGCGUGUCCAGCUGAGUAAAGGUGUGCGCCAGCUCAACCAAGAACUCAUCCUCAAACCCUUGCUGGCAGCGCACAAGCAGUUGACGGAAGACCUUGAGGCGUCAAACUCGCCCGAGCUGCUGGCUGCCGCACGUGCGGCCCGUGCAGCCUCCUCGGCCUCCAGUGCCAGCUUGCCACUACCCUUGACGGAUUCGGCGACACAGCGUCAUGUGGACGAGGCUUUUGUGCCCGUUCCCAUUCCCGCUCUCAAUGGCGAGUUGCCCGCGCCCCAUGCAGCCCCUCUUCCCGCAGUUGGCAGUGUCACCACCGAGUCAUCCUCUCCGCUUGCAGAGCCGCCGCUGCAGCCAAACCCCAGCACACAAGCGGCCCUUGCGCGGUGGCGCUCCAACCGAGCCUCGGCCAUUUCUGUUCCGAGCAACGACAAUCCCGCCCAGCGGUAUCAAGAGCUCGUGCAACAAGCGCACCGCAUCUACGACCAACUCAUGGAGGUCACGCAGCGCAUCCAGGGUAUCCAGGACAUUCCGAACGAGGAGCUCGAGCAAAAUUUGGUUGGACUCGACUGGGAGCGAAUCGCGCGCUCGUUCGUUCCGGGCCGAACCGCCGCCGAGUGCACGAUUCAAUGGGUAAACAACGAUCAUCCGCGGAUCAACAAAGGGCCCUGGACGAAAGAGGAAGACAUUGCGUUGCUCAAGCAAGCCAACUUGCGUAAAAAGCGUGACUGGGAGGCCAUUGCGCAUGCCGUCAACACCAACCGCACGCCAGGCCAGUAUCUGCGACGUUUUCAGCGCAGUCUGAACAGCCUCAUGUUACACAGCAAGUGGACGGUUGAGGAGGACGAUAUGCUUCGCGAGGCGAUUCGCCUCUACGGCGAGCGGAACUGGCAGGCCAUUGCUGCGCGUUUGCCCGGGCGAACUGGUCAGCAGUGUCUUCACCGCUGGCACAAGACACUCAACCCCAGCAUCAAGCGCGGAAAAUGGGAGCCGGAAGAAGACGCCUUAUUGUUUAUCGCGGUCGACACGUUUGGCAGUCGGAAUUGGAUUAAAGUGCAGGCGUGCGUUCCGCAUCGCACUGAUGUGCAGUGCCGCGAGCGAUGGGUCAAUGUGCUCGACCCAAGUCUACUGCAUCGGCCAUGGGCGCCCAAAGAAGACGAAAACCUCGCGACUGCCGUCGAGCAGUUUGGCACUGGCAAGUGGGCGCGGAUUGCCACUGAAAUGGCCCCGCGCACAGACAACCAGUGCUGGAGGCGCUGGAAGUUUCUUCACCACGACGAAAUGACCCAGUACCGCCACGAACGCAUCCAAAAGAAGUCUGUUUUGGUGACCAAUUUCGUUGGGCGAGAGCACGAGCGGUCUGCCAUCACGGCGGCGGAUGUCGAGUUGCCCGCUGCCAGCCGACCAGGAUUGAAUGGCAACGGCGCGGGGAAACGGCGAUCGCAAGACAUUGAUGAAGGGCAGGACGAGGCCGGGCUGGGUGAUUUGGCAAAUGCAGAGGAAAGUGACUCGGACGAAUUCGAUGGCGCUGUUGUUUCCCGUCAGGCGAAAUCGAAAGGUCGCCGGCGCACCGGAGCUGGUGCCAGUUCCGAAGCUGCUGCUGUUGCUGCCGCUGCUACUACCACGACUACUACUUCUUCAAAAGGACCUGUGCAAUAUGCUCGCCUCGAUCCCACCAACAAUUCAAAAUCCGGGUUGCUUCUGGCGCUCCAAGCGCAAGCCGCCGCUGCUGCCGCUGCCACCGCACUCAAAGCCUCUGGCGUGUUGGGUGACGCACGACCUCCCGCAAACGCCGAAGUAGCGGCCCAAUUGCUGCUCCAGGCUCAGGACACCGUCCAAGCAACGCGUCCGCAAGCACUAGAGCAAGCCGCGACACAGUUCACGGCCAUGGUCGAGGAGUACAACGCUCAGGUGGAUGCGCUGCAGCAGGACAAUGUCGUUACGACCACCUCCAUCAAACGGCCUCGGUCGCAAAAGCCAGGCCCGCGCAAACGUCAAGCUCUUGCCCCGAGCGCUAAAUCUUCGAGCUCACAGGAUGCAGCUGGCUCUGCAGCUUCUGCAAUUUCUGCGAUUCGUCUGAGGAAUAUGCGUCGGCUGCCACCGAAUGCCGCGACGCUCUCCAUGUACCAUCGCCUGGUCACAUCGAUUGGUGAUUCGCAUGGUGACGGCGAUGCGCCAGCUCCCCCACCUCUCUCGCAGGCAACCAUCGCUUCACCCGCCUUCCAGCAGCUCGCAAACCGAUUUAACAGCGCCUUCCUGUGGCCGUCUUUACUAGCACAGUUAAGUCCUGCGGACGCGGACGCCAGCACUUCUGCGCACUCCGCCUUUUCUGCUCCCCAAAUGCGCAAUCCGGAUGCGCCAGUCGUAUCCAUGCUUGUCGAGGCGGCGAGUGACUCUAGCGAGCAAAGCUGA